AUGGUGCGAAACAACUGGGGAGAGACGGCAUAUGAUGUCGCGGCUGCUGUUUUCGAAGUAUGGAUCUGCGAGGUGCUGGAGGAAGCCGAAGCCGAACGCUGGCAAAGCACGUCUACUCCGUAUGACCCGCUUGCUGUGCAUACGACCGUGCCGGUGCUCCUAUACGAGCACCAGCGGCUCGAUACGCGCCUCAAGACGCUCGCGACAAACGGCCGCCCCAAGUUCACCGCAUCUGGUCUCGGUCGCAAUGGUAGGCCGGCACCGUUUGUGCUCCGCCUCCCCAAGCCCGAUACGCAGGGCACGCGCACCGUUCCCGCUUGGAGGAGCGAUGUGCAGCUUCCUCUACGCGACGAGCCGUUCAAGCUACCCCGGCCCGGUCAAGCUGAGCGUCCUGCUCUGGAGGGAGCGGAGCGGAGCCACUUCUGGCUCUCAGACUGGACGCUUGACGUGACGCACCCUCGCGUCGAUGCUGUCGAAGGCUGGCAGUAUGCGCGCCGUCUGAGCGACCCGGACGAUCAGUGGACUGCCGAGGUGCCGCCUCAGCUGGAGCGUGUCAUGUCUGGUAUUGCGGCAGGCCUCGCAAGCCCUCAGCGCUCGCGCUCGAGCUCCUCGUCCAGCAACCCAUCGCCCCAAAGCUGGGUCCGCCGCCGCCGCUGGGUGCGCGUCAUGCGUCGACGCCUCGACAUCCCGCCCCUGCCGUACCUACAGCCCGACGGACGGAUGUACCAGCUCGGCGCCGAUGGUGUGCUCAUUCCCGCGAGCAGCAGCAGCAACGGCGAUGCGGACGGCGACGUACAAGAGCUCGGCGCCGUCACCUCAUCCGGGCUCGCCGGCGUGCGCGAUUACGUCGCCCGCGCGCGCUUCCUCAUGGGCAAGCAGCCGCGGGACCAGGACCCGUCGCGGAUGAGCGCAGUGGACGCCAGGCGGGCGAUCGCCAAGCUGGAGCGCGCGACGGCGGAGCUGAGGCAGGGGAUCCUGGCCGAUGACGAUCCGGAUCGGCGCACGCAGGCGGAGGUGCUGCUGCAUGCGUUUUCGAGGGAUUUGGAGCGGCGAAGGCUUACGGCCGGGGAGCAGGGGCUUGUGUUGUCGGGAUAUGACGACGAUAUAGACCUCGAAAGUUCGGACGACGAAGAUGGCAUUGGAUCGCCGCGUCCAGCGUCUGUGCGCUCGGGCUCGACGGAUUACUUUGGGCGACCACGGGCGUCGGGCUCUCGUGCGGGGCCGACGGACCUCACGCCCCAUCUCUCGCAGGCGCCCGACUUCCGUGUGCCGACGCACGAGGCGCCGCAGAAGGUGCCCACCCUCAGCCCUCCGAUGGCCCACGCCGUGCAUGCUCAGUGGGAGCGCGACGACUCCGUAUCGAACUGCCGGGAUUGCGGCAGGCGGUUCACGUUCUUGCUUCGUAGGCAUCACUGCCGUCGCUGCGGACGCAUAUUUUGCGACAGGUGCUCGUCCUACCGCGCCAUGCUCGACCCUUCGGAGAUCGUGCAAGACCCCUUCUUCCCAGAGUCAGCUUUCACUUCGGGCAUGCAGCGCGUCUGCGAGUCCUGCCAUCAGGAGGUGAACGCGCUGGUGCCGCCAAUGCUGCUGGGUAAUGGCGCGAACUCGUUGGAGCGGAUCGUGGUUGACUCCCAGCAUCUUGUUGUGCCUUCGCGACGGCAGUCGACGUCGCAGCUGAGUGAUUUGGCGGAGUGUCCAGUGUGCGGCAGCAAUCUGGAUGAUCUGGGAACUGCCGCUGAGCAAGAGGCUCAUGUGAAGGCUUGCCUUGAAGGUGGCACCGGCGCCCCGCCACGCACCGGACGGUACCUUGUGUACCCUCUGCCCGCUGGCAGCGUCCUUGUCGGUACUGAAUGUGUGAUAUGUUUGGAGGAGUUUGUCGAGGGCUCGAUGAUCGCGCGCUUGAGCUGCCUGUGCAGCUUCCACAGCAAUUGUCUGUCUUCCUGGUUGCAGCGCGGCAAGAGCUGCCCUGUACAUGCUCGUUGA
This is a messenger RNA of Schizophyllum commune H4-8, 1983 nucleotides long. Its product is annotated as FYVE-domain-containing protein. Gene Ontology annotation, molecular function: metal ion binding. NCBI's taxonomy places the organism in Eukaryota, Fungi, Basidiomycota, Agaricomycetes, Agaricales, Schizophyllaceae. The transcript has 7 exons. Bases 1 to 1983 code for a protein of 660 amino acids. The record is from RefSeq and is a predicted model, not a curated record.